UUUUAUUUUUUAUUUAUUUUUUAUUUUUUAUAUAUUUUAUUUUUCUUCAACACUUCUAAGCUCCCUUUCUCGCUUGCAUCCUUGAAAAGAGCUUAUUCCUUGAGCUUUGUUUAUGCUGCUAUUCUGAUAGCAAGGCAAGGUGGAUGGAUAACUACCAAGCUCGAGGCGGUGAGAAAUAUCGCACGUCUGAGAGAUCAAACACAAAGCCGAACCAUCCAGUCAUCUGCUGUGUUCCCAUUUGUAUGUAUGUCAUUCUGCGCGCAUUCAUGUGGUGGGCGAUUCCGGGUAAAAUCGGCGAAUGUCCUUAUAUGCUGUUCAUCAAGCUGUGUGACAGGAAAUGAACAGGCAGAAAUACGAGGGUGACUUUGUGGGUGUGAAUAUAAAACUGGAAAGAGUUAGAGGAGGACAAUAGUUUCAUGCCGGAGUUUAUAGCAAUGGAUUUAUAUCAUAUCAAUUCCCCUGGUCUUUCUGGUUCACACGGAAAUCUGUUUGUUCAUUCCAAGUUAGUAAGCAGAUGGCAAAGGCAUCGGAUGCGUUCGAGAUGACCUCUAUCUCCUUAAGGGAGCUGCGAUUUAAAUGCCGGUGUAGCUAGACCAAGAUGCAGUGUUGCAGGGGAACUCGGGAAGUGUUAUUUAUUGAAGCUCAUGCAUGCUUUGAACUAUCACUCCUUGCUGCAGGCAGCCUGCUGAGAAACGAACGCUCGUUGUUGCUUUUUCUGUGUUCGCAAAAUCUCGAAGAUAGUUGUCUGGUUCGUUCCAUCUCGUUUGUCUCAAAGACGGCUGAUUCUAAAUAUUAUAUGAGAAGUGGUUCAGGUACAACCCUAAUACAGUUUAGCGUACCCCGGAUUUUAAGUUCAUCCGCGACAGUUAGGGUUACCGCUUAGCGCCUUGGUCUUAACUUUUUUAGGAUUAGUGUGGUCAAGAAAUUGAUUCUGCCGAGGGUCACCGCCCUAUGAUGCAUUCUUUGUCGGGCUUCAGAGUGGGCGCAAUGGGGGCUGUUUUCACCCCUGACGGUGAAUAUCUCGCCCGUGAUCUAAUAUUAUAUCGUGUUACUGUGCCAGCAUGAUAAUAUUAUACCAUUUGACACUUAUAUCCCAUACCCCUCGUUUUUAUCAAGCAUUUUUACGUUCUUUAAUUAUAUAAUCCAUCCUCCGUACUCAUCAGUAGUGACUACCUUUGACCUCCUCACCUAAUUUGACCUGACCGUAAACCAUGGCUCCUCCUCGUCAACGAACCGCUACGAAUCCUGAAGAUUCGAGGUCAGAGGCCUCUAGCAGCACGAGAGAACGACAUCCAACGAGUACCAAGGGUCGUAGACAGCCAAACAUCGCUGCUCUCGGCAGCUCAAUGUCAUCCAGGGAUAUGAAAAUUGCUGCUGCUGUUACGGCAGCUGGCAGUCACGAUGCGGGAACUGAGAACUCGACAGAGCCCGUUGGAAUAAAUUGGUCAAGCAUGCCACUCUCCGUUCUUCACCAGUACCGUCAUGCCUACAACCUCCCUUGUGCUAGCGCCUACUCAUCUCAAAUAUCCUCAAUAAUUCUAAGUCAAGGAAUUGGUCUCCGUUCCCCGACAACGAUAGCUGCUCGGCGCGCCCAGCUUGCCGCACGGCGCAAAACUGUUGAAGAUGGAAGUGUCUCCCGGUCUUCCAAAAAGGAUGAUAUUACGAAUAAUAAAUCGCUCGACGGAGAUAAUAGCAGUAGCGCGCCAGGCAUGGAUUUGCAUCGUAUUUCUACUGUUCGCGGCCAGGGAAAGGUAACGAAAGAUCAGCUUGCCACGGCGGUGAGGAAGCAUUUUAAUAACGUGGGGCUUGUAGAGCAGGAUGCCAUUGCAAGGUUCUUGUAUAAAGUCCGCGAAGAGGGGAAGGGUCACGAAUUUCGUCUGCGGUUCCAACCAUGAAAAUGGCGUUGGAGGGAGUGCAACCUUUUCUUCCGGUUCCCUUCUCUUUUGGCAUCUUUGUUGGGCUUUUUCCUUGACGAACACAUACCCCUUGUUUAAUUUGGGCUUUGAAUAAUGUUCUUGCUUUCUAUCCUUAUGUGUGCUAUCUUCGGUGUUGGGCGUGCGCUUUCCAGGAGUUGGAUCACUUCCCUUGGCUUUUUCAUAGGUUCUCCUUAUCCUAUAAUUACCUAUUUUUGAUUAAUUCAAGAUGAACUUGACUGUCCAUCCGUGUCGCUGUCUUGUACGCAUACCCUCAAUUGGCGUAGGGGUGGUCAUCGCCUGUGAUAUGGAGCGUUGCGCAAGGACAGUCCUUUAUUCCUCUUAUCUCCUGACCCGUUUUAUCAUACAAAUAUGCCAUUCUCUCGACUUUGGGGUUUAUAAGGGGAAUCACGACUUAAUUGCAUAUCUACGGACAGAGUUUGGUUCUACACAGCAAACCUUUGCAUUGUGUAUACGCUUUGGGAGAGCUUCUCCUCCGGCAUAACAGUCCAUGAGAACUAUGUCAAUGAUAUCAUUCAGCUUAAUCUGUAGAAUACAUAUCUAUCCACCUCUAUUUUCGACUUUUGAACGUUGAAGCGGACAAGUGGUAUAUAACGCCAUUGGCCAAGCAAAACACCCCUUCCGAAUAUCCGCACUCAUUUCUAUUUCUAUUUCCUUUUUUCCCAAGGCAGUACAAAUACGAACUGGAAAUAUAUAUGGAUGGUAUCAUACAUAACCUCCCUAAACACUAUGCGACGAUGCAGUAUGCUCAACAGAACUGCCAGGUUUUUGCUCAUGUACAUAUUUCUUACUCCUACCCCAUUUUAAGAUAGAAAUGCUCGCCCUUUUCGAGAACCUUGAGCUCAUCUCCGACGCGAAGUGUGAAUUCUGCAUAUUUAGCGUUAACCUCUUGC
Molecule: messenger RNA, 2827 nt
Organism: Blastomyces gilchristii SLH14081
Lineage: Eukaryota; Fungi; Ascomycota; Eurotiomycetes; Onygenales; Ajellomycetaceae
Exons: 2
Coding region: 1212-1895 (227 amino acids)
Biological process (GO): regulation of DNA-templated transcription
Cellular component (GO): histone deacetylase complex
Molecular function (GO): transcription coregulator activity; protein binding
Source: RefSeq, a predicted model, not a curated record